AUGAAGUUGUGGUCAACUGCAUUGUUUCAGAAGAAUCGAGGGGAAUUGGAGUUGGCCAAAGUCCAAAUUGAACAGAAGUGGAUUACUUACGAGUUUGUCAUAAGUCUCUUCGCUCACAGGGGACUUGUGUUUUUCUUAGUCUGCUUAACGGCGGUAAAACAUCCCCUGUGUAAAGCUAGCAAGGUGAACCCACUACUUGCCCAGUCUGCGAGGUAUCGUUGUCGUCAAUCAGCUCACAAAAUUUCGCGUUCUCCGUGGAAACAUGACUAUAGAUAUCGGAAGUAUCCCAUUGCUUUUCAAACACAUUGAAUCUUAGCAGGUACACAAGCGCACAAGUUGGAAGCUGUUGUCUUUUGCUUUCCUAUAA
Cylicocyclus nassatus is the source of this 367-nucleotide messenger RNA. The record is from the annotation of a GenBank genome assembly. NCBI's taxonomy places the organism in Eukaryota, Metazoa, Nematoda, Chromadorea, Rhabditida, Strongylidae.